Messenger RNA from Rubroshorea leprosula, 986 nucleotides. NCBI's taxonomy places the organism in Eukaryota, Viridiplantae, Streptophyta, Magnoliopsida, Malvales, Dipterocarpaceae. The record is from the annotation of a GenBank genome assembly.
CUUUUUUUUUUUUUUGUCUUUUUUUCCUUUUACCUCCAAGCAAACCUAGCUCGCGGGUUUGUGAUGAACCCAGGCGCCUGGGUUCAUCGCGAACCUAGGAUGAACCCAGCUCACGCGACUAGGUUCACGACUGGGUUGGCAAUGAACCCAGCUCGCGCCUGGGUUCGCGACAUACCCAGGCGCAAGCUAGGGGAAAGGGGAGGGUCCAUUUUGAGUGUUGCUAAGGCACUUUGUGAGCUUCAGUUGGAAUUGCACCAGCAGUCUUCAAGUUUUGAGGUUGUUGAAGUUGGAAGAAAAACACGAUGCAGGACUAAAGUAGAAGCUAAGGGUGUGGAUUUCUUAAUUAUUGAAUCUUCCUUCCAAUCCACGAGGGUUAAGUGAAAAGGAUGCUGUGUUUGUCAGACAGUGAGGAGAAGAAGGUGAAUGAGUUUCAAAAGAUUGUUGAAGCAAUUAAAGUAGAAGAAGUAGAAUGCUUGAGGAGGUUCAGUGGGAAAGUGUUCAGAUCCCCAACUUUGUUUGAGGAUAUGGUCAAAUGCAUUAUCCUUUGUAACUACCAGUAUGUCACACCUAUACCUCUUUCUCUUAUUACUGUACUGCAUAUUUCUUAAUCAGUCAUUGAAUAAUCAUCCUUGGCAUGGCUUCAUUUUGCCACUAGAAUCCAUCUGGUGGCUUAUGGCUUUCAAAAUGGACAGCAGGGGAAACAGGAUGAGUGAGCAAGGGAAUCAAUUGGGUUAGCUAGUGUUCAUAAUCAACGAGAAGGCAGAAAGGAGGAGACAAUAGAGAGAGGAAAUCCGGCAACUAAACUUGCUAGAACUUCAGUCAACUCUCACAUUCCUGUAAUUGUCAUGGAUCAUGAACUUCCAGAACUGUUUUUAAUUCUUGGAUUAGGGCAAAUUCCACACAGCAACAAGGGAGUGGGGGAGGAGGGAAAGCUUGGAGGGAGAUGCCAUGCCAAGAUUAUGCUAUGAUAAAUGGAAAAGAGGGGA